UUCUUGCCGGACAUUAUUUGUAGCUGCACCGCCACAACCCGGAACAACACCGCCCGCGCAAAAUGUGCAAAGCGGUGCAAAGUUUUUCUGCAUAAAAUCACACCUGUGGGGACAAAUUUAAGAUGCUUUACUGGAUGAAAAGGUCCGGCGGCGGGUCCGAGACCACCGACGACCUCAACAACAUGUCUAAAACCGACAUACUGAGAGGAAUAGUCACCGAGAAACUGACAACGGCUGCGCAGGAAAUUUUAGCGGUUGUCGAGAGAACUAUGGCCGGCUACGAGGAGGAGGCGUCAGGCUUCAGACGGGAGAUCGACCGGCAGAGGAGGCAGCUGGAGCUCCUGCAGCCUCGGGUCCGACUAGAUAGAAGAGCUGAAGCCCUGGGACCGGAUGGAGACGGCCAUGCUGCUGUUGUUCUGAGUGUGGAGGGGGAAGAGGAGCAGCAGCGCACACAGCCGUCAGGUAACUCCGGUAACUCUGGCGAGGAAGACGACGGGGACUUCCUGUGGUACGGAGACGAUGAUGAUGAUGGUGAUGGUGAUGGCGGAGAUGAAGAGCAGCAGCUGUCAUCGCGGCCGGCGGCGAGCUCUCGCCAGAAACGAGAAGAUCUGAAGGACCCGGACUUCCAAAUAACGCCAAGCAGGUUCUCUUCCCCCAGACUCCCCGGCGGCGAGCGGCGCCGGCCGGGCAGACCCCGAAACCCGGACUCCCAGAAGCACCUGGACCUGCGGGUCUGCUUCCUGCAGGACUCCCACGGCGACGUGCUCUCCAACAGGGUGUUUAAGAAGAACCCGGUGCAGGAGCUGCGUUGUCCCCGCGGCCUGCGGGAGGAGGACUUCCUGCAGCUGCUGCGCUCCACCUUCCCCCAGCUCGCCGCCCACGAGCCCUUCGAGCUCUUCACCACCGAUUGGUCGCGGCGGCUCCAGCCGCUGCGCGUCGCGGCGCUGACGCCCGAGGAGAUCUGGAGCAGCAGGUCAGGAGACGGGAGCCGGCCGAGGAACUCGGCGCUCUACAUCCGACUCAAGAGCGGCGGAGAGGAUCCUCCGCAGAGACCGGAAGGUUCUCCGUCGGCCUCGGCAACGACGUCAGCCGAGGAAACGGAGACGAGCGCCAGGUUAUCGUCUCCCAGAGUUGAGUCUGAAAGGCGGCGUCGCGGCCGACCUUCCCUCGGAGAGAAACCGACCCACCUGGUCUUCAAGGUGUGCGUGCUGGAGGACCCUCAGACAGACGUGCUCUCUAACAAAGUGUUUCUGAAGUCGCGAGACCUGUCGUGUCCCCGUGGGCUGACGGAGGAGGACUUCCUGUCCCUGCUGCGCUCCAGCUUCCCUCAGCUCGCCGGAGACGACAAAACCUUCGCCAUCUUCAAGUCGGACCGCAGCCGGCGACUCCAGAGACUCAAAGUGAAGAAGAUGACGCCGGAGAACAUCAUCAGGAUCACCAAGUUCCUCUACGUCCGACUGAAGACAGGAGAGGAAGAGGAAGGAGAGGAGGAGGAAGGAGAGAAGGAAGAGGAGGAAGGAGAGGAAGAAGAGGAUGAGGAGGAAGGAGAAGAGGGGGAAGAUCCUAACCUUUUAUGGAGCCCCGAUGGCGUCCCGACUGAUUCUCUGUCCGCUGCUGCUGUGGGGGUAAAAAGUGAAAAAAGCCGCCGCCGUUCAAGCGCUGUUCAGCAGGACACGGAGACGCAAGAGGCCGAGAGCCAGCUGGACUCUGGCGGAGACGCAGACGGAGACGAGGCGUUGGACGGAGACGACGAAGACGGCGACUGGAAACCCGACAGCGACCCUGAGCCGCGGACCUCGAAGCCGCCACCGCCCGCUCGCAGGAAGCGCAGAGCCAAAACGCCGGGCCGCGUGGAGGGGAAGCUGAUCGAGCGUAAAACGCCGUGUAAAGUCUGCGGCGUUUGGUACCGGCUGAUGGGCAGCCUGAUCAAACACGCGUGGAGCCACGCCGAGGAAUCGCCGCACCUCUGCGGCGUUUGCGGCGAGAAUUUCGCCUCGCCGGAAGACCUAAAGGGACACCUCAAGACCUACCAGAAGACCCACGAGUGCUCGUAUUGCUCCAAGGCUUUCUUCACCGUCACCGGCCUCCAGUACCACACCACGCGCCACACGGGCGACCGGCCGUUCAAGUGCGACUUGUGCAACAAAACCUUCCCGCGCCUGUCGAGUCUGAGCGUGCACCGAUGGGUCCACGUGGAGGACAAGCCCUACAAGUGCGAGGUCUGCCCGAGAGCGUUCGGUUUGAAUGCGCAGCUCCAGGCGCACGUCCGCUCGCACGCCAGGCGAGACAAGUACCAAUGCAACGUCUGCGGUAAGUUCCUAACCGACCUGCGGUCCCUGUCCCGCCACAAGACGGUCCACUCGGGCGAGCGGCGCUACGGCUGCGAGGUCUGCGGGAAGCGCUUCAAGCUGGCCAACGCGCUCAAGUCGCACCAGCUGACGCACACGGAGCGCGAGCGCCCGUUCCUCUGCCACAUCUGCUGCAACACGUUCACCACCAACUGCACGCUCAACGCCCACUUCCGGCGCAUGCACUGCAGCGAGCGGCCGUUCGCCUGCACCGUGUGCGGCAAGGGCUUCAUAUCCAACGGCGAGCGCAAGGCGCACAUGCGCACGCACACGGGCGAGGCGCCGUACGGCUGCUCCGAGUGCGGGCGCUUCUUCAAGCGCAAAAGCCACCUGAACAACCACGUGCGGAGCCACCUGGGCAUCAAGCGCUACGCGUGCGCCGUGUGCGGGAAGGCGUGCUCGCGCCAGGAGCACCUGACCGUGCACAUGCGGACGCACAACGGCGAGCGGCCGUACCAGUGCACGCUCUGCGACAAGGCCUUCACGCAGAGCCACUGUCUGAAAACGCACAUGAAGAGCCACCGGGGCGGCGGCGAGGGAGACGAGCUAUCCUGUGACUCCAUGACUGUCCCGGGACAGCCAGACACUGUCCUGUGAC
Sander lucioperca (pikeperch) is the source of this 2946-nucleotide messenger RNA. RefSeq names its product zinc finger protein 37-like. NCBI's taxonomy places the organism in Eukaryota, Metazoa, Chordata, Actinopteri, Perciformes, Percidae. Gene Ontology annotation, biological process: regulation of transcription by RNA polymerase II. Bases 123 to 2945 code for a protein of 940 amino acids. The transcript has 10 exons. The record is from RefSeq and is a predicted model, not a curated record. Gene Ontology annotation, cellular component: nucleus. Gene Ontology annotation, molecular function: RNA polymerase II cis-regulatory region sequence-specific DNA binding; DNA-binding transcription activator activity, RNA polymerase II-specific.